UUUCCCGAAGGUUGCUGAUAACCUUUGUAUGUUGUGGACCCCAGGUUAUGCUGAAAGUGUGCUGAAGUAUGCUAGUCUACAAUCAAAGUGGGAAUCUUACUUGAAUAUUAGUGUAUCAUCAUUGUCUUCAGAUAGUAAGAAGAUAAGUGCUUCCCUUGGUGUUCUCCCUUGCAUAUUGCCAGCCGGCAGAAAGGGGAAAAAGAGAGCAAGCAUUGACGAGUCUUUAGCCUCCUUCAUUGACAUUAAACCAAUUGGGACAAAUAUGCCAAAGUACCUGGAGGAAGUGAAAAACAGCCAGCCAUAUGUUCUAGUCAUAGGGUCCCUCCUUGAUCCUUCACAAUUUUUUGUUAUAGUAGAAAGAAAAGCUUUGGA
This is a messenger RNA of Anneissia japonica, 372 nucleotides long. RefSeq lists its product as uncharacterized. NCBI's taxonomy places the organism in Eukaryota, Metazoa, Echinodermata, Crinoidea, Comatulida, Comatulidae. The annotation marks the transcript as partial. The transcript has 3 exons. The record is from RefSeq and is a predicted model, not a curated record.